Molecule: messenger RNA, 1516 nt
Organism: Ipomoea nil (Japanese morning glory)
Lineage: Eukaryota; Viridiplantae; Streptophyta; Magnoliopsida; Solanales; Convolvulaceae
Exons: 7
Coding region: 89-1318 (409 amino acids)
Cellular component (GO): chloroplast envelope; chloroplast thylakoid membrane
Source: RefSeq, a predicted model, not a curated record
UCAGCAGCAAGAUACGACGUCGCAUUGAGUCAGAUUAAAAAUGCUAAUCUACAAUUUCUGAAGAUUGGAUUCCACUCUGAACGCAGCCAUGAGCAACCUCAUAGGAUUGAAGACCUCAAUAUCCACUAUUAUCUUUCCAUUCAACGCAGAAAUACCAAAAUCUUCCCCCAAAAUUUCAACCAUAUCCCCAUCGAAACCUACAACAACAUCACCCACCAUCUCCGCAACCAAGAUUUUGGCCACCAGUGUUUCUGCUGUACCAGUAGAGGAGCAACAAGUUGAGGUUGAAAUUGCAGAUGGCUACACAAUGACCCAAUUUUGCGACAAGGUUAUUGACAUGUUCUUGACUGAGAAACCCAAGCCCAAGGAUUGGAAGAAGUACUUGGUGUUUCGUGAAGAGUGGAAAAAGUACAGGGGUAGGUUUUACACCCGGUGUCAAACCCGAGCUGAUGCCCAACAAAAUGACCCUGCAAUCAAAGAAAAAUAUACUAGUUUAGCAAGAAAAGUUAAGAAGAUUGAUGAUGAAAUGGAGAGGCACGAGGACCUUCUCAAAGAGAUACAGGAUAGUCCUAGGGAUGUUAAUGCCAUCGUUACCAAGAGGCGCAAAGACUUCACUGGUGAAUUCUUUCGUUAUCUGACUUUGUUGUCAGAAACUUAUGAUAGCUUGGAGGACCGAGAUGCUAUGGCCAGACUUGGAGCAAGAUGCCUAACUGCAGUGAGUGCUCAUGAUAACACACUGGAGAUUGUGGAGACACUAGACACGGCCCAGCAAAAAUUUGAUGACAUCCUAAACUCUCCUUCACUUGAUGCAGCAUGUGAGAAGAUUCAAAGCCUUGCCAAGACAAAAGAACUUGACUCUUCAUUGAUUCUAUUGAUAAACGGUGCUUGGGCGGCGGCUAAAGACUCCACCACCAUGAGAAAUGAGGUAAAAGACAUAAUGUAUCACCUGUACAAGACCACUCAGAGUAGUCUGAGGAGUAUGGCACCAAAAGAAAUAAAACUACUUAAGUAUUUGCUUAACAUUAUAGAUCCCGAGGAAAGAUUCUCUGCAUUGGCUACAGCUUUUAGUCCUGGUGAUGAACAUGGAGCUAAAGACCCAAGUGCUAUAUACACAACUCCCAAGGAGCUACAUAAAUGGAUAAAAAUCAUGUUAGAUGCAUACCACCUCAACCAAGAAGAAACUGAAAUUAGGGAAGCAAAACAGAUGAACCAACCUGUUGUUAUCCAGAGGCUUUGCAUCCUUAAGGAAGUCAUUGAAGAGGAAUACUUGGAGCAACAAGUUAAUGCAGAAAAAGACCCGAAAUCAGAAGAGUUGUGAGGCUUAGUAUACCCAGACCCAGUCUAGCCCUUUUGUACAGUUGAUGAAUGAUCAUUAUGGAAAUAUCAAACCCACAAGUUAAUCAAUCAUUUUUCUCAAGUUUUCCAUUGUUCCCUGAGCUUGUUCUCUUGUUACUUCCUAUACCCUAUGUUAAUUGUUACCCGGCAUGAUUGCAUGAAUCCUUGGCAUGUUGACUGA